Didymosphaeria variabile is the source of this 324-nucleotide messenger RNA. It is a transcript of the gene NHP6, whose product is annotated as Non-histone chromosomal protein 6. NCBI's taxonomy places the organism in Eukaryota, Fungi, Ascomycota, Dothideomycetes, Pleosporales, Didymosphaeriaceae. The coding region runs from base 1 to 324 and encodes 107 amino acids. The transcript is spliced from 4 exons. The record is from RefSeq and is a predicted model, not a curated record.
AUGCCCAAGGAGAAGUCUACUCGCGGCAAGGGCAAGGCCGCCAAGGCCGAUUCUGGCAAGAAGAAGAAGGACCCCAACGCACCCAAGCGCGGUCUUUCUGCCUACAUGUUCUUCGCCAACGACCAGCGCGACAAGGUCCGUGAGGAGAACCCCGGCAUCAAGUUCGGCGAGGUCGGCAAGAUGCUUGGUGAGAAGUGGAAGACCCUCUCCGAGAAGCAGCGCCAGCCCUACGAGGCCAAGGCCGCCGCUGACAAGAAGCGGUACGAGGAGGAGAAGGUCGCCUACGCCAACGCUGCCGAGGAGGAGGAAGAGGAGUCCGAAUAG